Molecule: messenger RNA, 904 nt
Organism: Camelina sativa (false flax)
Lineage: Eukaryota; Viridiplantae; Streptophyta; Magnoliopsida; Brassicales; Brassicaceae
Product: RAF-like serine/threonine-protein kinase PRAF
Molecular function (GO): protein binding
Source: RefSeq, a predicted model, not a curated record
CACAUGAGUAUUUAGUGUUGUUUUGGCUUCAAGAAAAGUUUAUACAAUACUUACUACUACUAAACCAAGCUAGCUUUGCAAAUAACUGAGAAUAGUUAAGAAUAUAUAAACAGAAGUGAUAUGGUCCCGUCAACUUCAACAACCGUCAAGUUCCUAUGUAGCUACGGCGGUAGAAUCACCCCACGUUAUCCCGACGGCAAACUCCGUUACCACGGCGGCGAUACACGUGUCCUCUCCGUCACUCGCUCCGUAUCCUUCACUGAGCUUGCGAGUAAGAUCAGCGCGGUCUGUGGUAUGACUGUGAGUACUCUCCGGUGUCAGUUACCAACUGAUGAUCUCGACGCGCUUGUAACCGUAACAUCCGACGAGGAUCUAAACAAUCUCAUGGAGGAAUACGAUCUUGCUUCAAUGACGCCGAUUAAGAUCCGUGUCUUCCUUUCUCCGCUAAGAUCAACAACGACGAAGAAAAACUCGUCUCCUACGUCUUCAAACGCGUCUACGUAUUCGUCAAAAUCGUCAAAAUCAUCACGCUCUCGUUCUCCUACGUCGUCGUCGCCAACUUAUAAGGAAACGUGUCCGAGUUGUGUAGAGAGAACUAUGCGUAACAAUGGAUGUUACGUUCGUAGGAGUCCAAGCCAUAACCAAUUCUACCUUAUCAACAAUUGAUAUAAUCUCACUGUAUGGGCAAAAUAUACAAGUCGCGAAUUCUCUAAUGGUGAGGAUCAGUUUCGUAUCAGCCAAAAGAUAUGUUAUAAUAAUAUGUGGCUCUCUGUAACAUUUUUUAUUUAUUAUGGAUCCAAUUAUUAUAAACCACGUGUAAAGUGAAUGAUGAUAUUUUUUCUUCCUUUUCGCGCUGUAUCUUUUUUUUUCAGAUAUUUUCUUGUUAUAAACCGAAUUUUAUUCA